ACCGAAGCUGAAAAGUGAAAAGUUUUGUGUGUGUGUAUUGAGUUUUUCCCAAAUGGCUUACAACAGCUCACCUAAUGAGCAUGUGGAGUACCAGUAUCAGUACAAUCAUGGAUACCAUUAUAUAUCAGAUGGAAGCACUAUAGGAGGAGAUGAAUCGAUGAAUUUUUGGCCAAACAGCCCCACAAGAAGCGACUCCCCCUCUCCAAACAUGCAAAAUAUUGGGGGGGCAUACCAAAUAUUCACCCCCGUGGGGUGCUCUACCCCUAACCACAGAUACACCCAGUACAGGACAGAAUACACCACGGUAACCACAGGUAGCGGAGGUCCUUAUGUAAGAGUUGUUAAAAGACGGACAACAGCAAAUAAAAAGGAACGCCGCAGGACUGAAUGCAUAGGUAUGGCUUACACAGCCUUAAGAAAUUGCAUCCCGAAUGUUCCUGCAGACACAAAACUAUCAAAAAUUAAGACAUUACGACUUGCCAUAUCUUUUAUAUCCUACCUGACAAAAGCCCUUGAAACAGAUGGCAACACAGGGGGGUUCAAGGCCGAAUUAGGGUCAGUUUCAAGAAAAUUAAACUCUAACCCUGUACAAGUGAAUGAUUGCACCACCGGACAAGUGUCGCCAAAAAGUGAUAGCUCGGAAGAAAUUAAAAGAUCCCGAAAAGCCAAAGGUCGUACAGGUUGGCCUCAACAUGUGUGGGCCCUUGAGUUAAAGCAAGAGCAGAGCCUAUAGGUACAGCCGUAGAAAAAAGUUUGUUGUAUGUUUUUUAACAUACUAGGUCGUAAAAAACCUGUAUU
Brassicogethes aeneus is the source of this 798-nucleotide messenger RNA. Lineage: Eukaryota; Metazoa; Arthropoda; Insecta; Coleoptera; Nitidulidae. The record is from the annotation of a GenBank genome assembly.